This is a messenger RNA of Pedinophyceae sp. YPF-701, 5127 nucleotides long. Lineage: Eukaryota; Viridiplantae; Chlorophyta; Pedinophyceae. The record is from the annotation of a GenBank genome assembly.
AUGGACCUGGACUACGGAGACGUUCCCGCCACGCAGGUGGACACCUUCGCGGCCACGCAAGUGGCUCCCGCGCCGGUCCCGGAGCCCGAGGCCCUGCGAGACAUCGAGCCGAACGUCGAGCGGAGGUCCUCGCAGCAGCCGGCCGACAAGCAAGCCCGGGCGGAGCCCCAGGGUGCAAACGCGGACGGCGAUGCGGCAGCCGAGCCCGCGUACGCGACGCAGGAGGAGCUCGACGACCCCCCGAGCCCCGCGGCCCCCGCGGCCGCCGCGCCGGCGCCCGAGCCCGCGUCGCAGGAGGGGGGGAGUCAGAUCAUGAGUCAGGUCAGUCAGGAGGAGCAGGCGAUGCUGGAGCGGUGGGUGCCGGGCGUGUGCGAGGCGCGCGCGGCGGCGUCGCUGCGGCACAACCUGUUCGUCAACGAGGGCGACGCGUCCGCGGGGCUGCACGCGCUCAUCGCCACCGAGGACAUGAAGGCAGUGUUCGCGGCGAUGGGGCACGGGCUGCAGGAGCUGCCGGAGCACCUGCUGGGCAUGUACAGCCGCGUGGAGGCGGCGCUGGUGGCGGUGCGGCGCGAGCUGAACAUCAGCAACGACAUGUCGUUGCCGUCGGGCGACGCGCGCACGCAGGAGACGGUGCACACGCUGUCGCAGAGCCAGGGGGGCGGCGCGGGGGCCGCGCAGCCGGACGCGGCGUGCGCGAGCAACGCCGUGGACGUCGCCUCGCAGCAGGAGUCCGCGCAGCAUGACGGGGGCGGGGGGGAUGUGGUGCCGUGCUCGGCGGACGUGGUGGCGGCGCGGAAGCCGCUGCUGGAGAGCGAGAGCCCCGGGGGACUGCGGAAGAAGAUGCCGCCGCCGCCGCCGAUGAGCAGCCUCAACCCUGCCAUGAACGCCGCGCUGGCAUUCGCGAAACAGGGUCUCCCAGCGAGCCCGGGCGGCCCUUCUGGCGGCCACGACCCCGCCGCGACGCCCUGGUGCAUGGUCCGCGUCUCCGAGGCCUCGCACAACGAGCUCGCCACCACAGCGAAGUUCUCCGCCGCGGCCGCGCGCGCCCUUCCCGACAUCGCCGUGGACGGCGGGGCGCCAGUCGACGUGCAGUGGCUCGAGCUGCGCGGGGACGCGGCGGUCGUCCGGGCCUCGUGGGCGGGCGCGCAGCUUGCGCCAGCGCGCUGCCUCGAGACGCCGCUGUCUCAGGGCGGCGCGCUGUCGCAGGCGGGCGGGCCCGGGGUCAUGGUGCCUGUCGCCGUCCAGGGCGACGCGUGGGCGACUGCGUGCCGCGACAUGUGUCUGUGCGCGGGGGACGCGGUCGUGGUGGUGCUGGGCACGUCGCCGAAGUGCGCAUCCGGCCGGAGCGUCGACUGCUGGGUGUUUCGUGAGGCUGACGUGGCGGAGGGCAACGAUUCCCUCCCGAGCAGCCGGGCGUUCCCGUGGCCCGCGGAGAUCGACCGGCUCGUCGCGCCGCUCGUGCCGGGGCGCGACGACGCGAUGGAGAUGCAGCGGACCUUCCUGCGCGCGUACAUCGGCCUGAAGCUCGCGCGCAAGGCGGCGGAGGGGGAGUCUCUCGCGCCGUCCGACUGGACGGCGGGCCUGUCGGACGCGAGCGUGGGGGAGUGCGAGCGCGCGUGGAAGAACGCGGCGCGCGACGCCCAGCGCGCGCUCGGCAAGGACGUCGUCAAGCGCUUCAUCUCGUUUUGCGACACCGCCUGGCGGCACCUCAAGGCGCACCACGUGUCCUCGCAGCCGCCGCCGCCGCACGCGGACUCGCAGGCCACGCGCGCGCUCUCGCUCACGCAGUCGCAAGCCUCGCAGCAGACGCCCGACCUCGGGCGCGGCGUAACGGCUGCGAGUGCGCUCGGCACGCCGGCCGUCGGCUGGGGCCCGGGCGGCGCGGCGGCGCCGCCGGCGGCCGCGUUGGGGAGCGCGAGCGUCGACGGCGUCGCGACGGAGCUGUCGCUGCGCCUCGCCGACAGCCAGCAGCCGCCGGGCCCGGCGCACAAGGCUGGCCCAGACUCCGGCGCGCCGCCUGCGGGGUACCUCGGGUCGUCGAUGCUGAACUCGGAGGACCUCGCGCAGCUCGGGGAGGUGCCGUCCUCGCUGCCGCUGUCCGUGCCGCCCGCGGCGCCCCGUCCGGCGGCGGGCGCCGGCGACGCAGUGGUGCCGCCGGCUGCGGACCGCGAAGGAUGGCGCACGACGGAGAACCCGGAGCGGAAGCGGCGCGCGGUGUGCGUCGAGGUCGGGGGCUCGAGCGACGACGAGGACGAGAUGCGUGUGGUGCCGCGCAAGAAGGCCGCGUCAGGGGAGAAGCGGGCGCGCCCACAGGUGCUGGAGACGCAGGACACGGACAUGCAGGACGCGGAGGCGGGCGGCGAGGACGGGCAGUCGCCGGUGAAGACGCCGCCGGCGCGGGGGGGCGUUCCGGACGGCGACGAGACGGACAUCGAGGACGCGAGUCAGUACCCGGGGGGACUGAAUGCGCAGCUCAAGGUGCUGCGGUCGCGCACGCCGCUGCGCGUGCCGCGGCGGCGGAGCCGCGACGCGGUGUCGGACAGCGACAGCGAGGGCGCGCGGACGCCCACGCGCAAGACGGACGACGAGAAAACCCCCCCUGCAUCAGGGGGGGGGUUCCCGGCUUCGCUGCAGGCGCAGGCGGAGCGCGAGCCGGAGGAGUACCGGCAGAUGCUGCUGCUCGCGGCGACGAAGGGCAAGGACUGGGUGUCCCGGUUCAAGGACGUUCGGAAGGACUUGAGUUCCAACUCGCGCCGAAUCUUCGAACUGCGGUACGGGACGUACGGCGACCUGUGGAUCACGGCGCUGGCGCCGGACAGGUCGAGCACGCCGCCGUCGCGCGCGCGGACCGCCGAGCGCAAGAACAAGGGCGCGCGCAUGAACAGGGGCGCCGCGCGCAGGAAGAGCACCCCGGGGGGAGUGAAGAAGGCGCGCGGGCGGGGGUCCACGCCGAAGCAGGCGGCGCCGCGGCGCAAGUCGCGCAGCCGGUCGCCGAUGCCGCCCGGCGACGGCGAGGACCUCACGUACGAGGCGCGUCUGGUGAAGAUCAAGGAGCUCGUGGAGGCGCAGGGGCCGGGCUGGUGGGACGGUCCCGGGGGAGUGCGGGUGCUCAAGAGCGGGAUGAGUGCUGGGCAGCGGCAGAUCUUCGAGCUCAAGUACGGGACGUACGGGUACGGGCUGUCGUCGAAGACGCAGAAGGACAUCGCGGCGGGGCAGGCGCGCCGCGUCGAGGACUCGGACGCGGAUCUGACCACGAGCGACGUCGACACCUCGGGGGGGGUCUCCGGCGCGUCCGAGGACGAGGCGCCGGCGCUCGGCGCGCGCUGCUGCGGCAAGCACGGCAAGGGCUGCGCGAAGUGCAUCAUCCGGUCGAUCGCGUGGCACGACGAGCGCGCGUUAGAGCUGCCCGACGACGUUCAGGAGGCGUGCGAGGCCAAGGUGAGCCUGGGCAUGAGCCGGGACCUGGCGCGGUUCCUGGAGAAGCGCAAGCAGCAGGAGGUGGCGGGGCGCGGCGGCGCCCGCGGCGCGGCGCUCGGGCCCGACCACCCGCUGUAUCGCAGUCCCGGGACGCCGCCGUUCCGCGGGCUGACCUUCCUGCUGACGGGGGCGCGCGCGGGCGAGGGCGAGGAGGUCCGCGAGCGCGUGCGGCACACGAUCGAGUCCCGCGGGGGCGUCGUGCUCGCGGAGGUGCCGCGGAAGGCGGGGGGGUCUCGCCGCCGGCUGUCUGGGACGCCGGAGGGCGCCGCGGGGGCGCACGCGCCGCACAGGAAGCCCAUCGUGGUGUGCCUGCUCGGCGACGAGACGCUCGAGGCCGCGACGAGCGAUCCGGACGGCGGCCGCCUGCGUACGCCGAAGUUCAUGUACGGGAUGGUGGACGGGUGCUACAUGGUGCUUCCUUCGUGGGUGGAGGAGUGCCACCGCGCGGGGUGCGUGCUGGACCCCGAGCACCCGCGGUUCUGCGUGCGCCUGCGCCGCCCGGGCCCGCCGCCGCGCCCGGGCACGUUCCUGUACGGCGUUCGGGCGUACUUCGACAACCCCACGUCAGGAAAGACGUUCGGGCGCGUGCUGGAGUACGCCGGCGCGGAGGUGGUCGGCGCGCUGCGCCCGGACGGGAAGCCCGCCGUGGACUUCGCGGUGUACGACUCGAAGGACCGGCCGCCGCCGGAGGACCUCGCGAGGCGCGCACGGAAGUGCCGCGUGCCGUUGGUGCGCAAGUCCGUCUUGAUCGACGCGCUGGUGUCGCUGCGGCUGCCCGUGCUGCGGGACGGCGCGCUGUCGUGCGACCUCGGCGUGCUCGUCGCGGAGCGCCUGGCCGGCGGCGACGCGGGGCAGCGGGGGGCGUCUGCCGACGAAGCGAGUCCGCCGCCUGACGUCGCGAUGUCGCAGUGGGCGCUCGAGGGCCCGCGGGGCAGCGCCGGGCGGCAUGGGCGCGACGAGGGGCACUCGGACGACGACGACGAGCGGCGCUCGGACGAGCGCGUGGCGGAGGAGCACGCGCGAAGGAGGUCGGGGCACGAGCAGCGAAGCACGCACAAGGCGGGGGCGCGGACGGACGUGGCGCGGUGCAGCGACGGCAAGCGCAGCAAGGGGGCCGCACCGGGCGCGCGGGGCGCACCGGGGAGCGCGCCGCGCGCCAGUGCGGUGCCCGGGGACGAGACGUGGGUUGGCGCGCCCGUCGCUGCCCCGCGCGGGCUCCAGCCGUUCAAGAUCCGCACGUACUACAGCGCGUUCCGUCGCGGGUCGUGGGAGGUCGCGGUCGGCGACUGCGCGCGCAUCGACAACAUGCCCGGCGAGGUCAGAAUGAGCAUUGUCAGAAUUCGUGCCCUGUGGUCCGAGGCGGGGCGGCCCUUCUGCCGCGCGGAGCGCUUCUACCACCCCGAGGACACGCACUUCUCGGGUUCGCCGGGGUUCGGCGACCUGUUUUUGUCCACGGAGGUGCUCGAGAGGCUUCCGACGAGCGCGAUUCGUGGGCCAAUGAGCGUGGCGAUGGGGACGAAUGCAGGGGGCGGGGCGGCUGGGGAGCUGACGUGCCGGUUCCGGUACAUGCACGAGGACGGGGUGCUGGCGGCGCUCGUGCCGUCCGACGACGAGGACGACGCGGACAGCGAGCCUGACAGCGGGGCGUAG